UCCCCUACUGCUACUACUAAUGAUCAGGCCAAAUUUUCAGAGCACAAGAAAAAUUCGAAUAUAACGACAUCAAAAUUAGCAAAUAAAGUAUUGGAUGAUUCAAUCAAAAAUUGGAAUACUGUAACAAGACCUUUUCGUAUGCCAUUAAAGAACCUUAACCAACCUCUACAUCUUCCGCUUCAUAUUAAUGCAAUGAAGAAUAAUCCUACACUUGGUAGACGACAAAGAUUGUAUAAACAUAAUUCCCAAACUUCUGAAGAAGAACUGAAUGGAAAUGUGGUCAUUAAAAAUUAUUACAUAAACGCCGAUAAUGUUACAAUUAAUUAA
This is a messenger RNA of Dentiscutata erythropus, 327 nucleotides long. Lineage: Eukaryota; Fungi; Glomeromycota; Glomeromycetes; Diversisporales; Gigasporaceae. The record is from the annotation of a GenBank genome assembly.